ACGCUUUACAAAAAUCAGUGAAUUAAAAAGACACAUUGUAAGUCAUAGUGCAGAAAAACCUUGUUUGUGAAGUCUGUAAAAAAUAUUUUACACGAAAAAAUGCUUUAGAAUUGCACAUGAGAUUACAUACUGGGGAAAAACCAUACAUUUGUGAAGUGUGUCAGAAGUGCUUUGCACGAAAUGAUUCUUUGCAAAUGCACAGGAGAACACAUUCUGCAGAGAAACCUUAUGUUUGUGAAGUCUGUGAAAAAUCUUUUCGAUAUCGUAGUGGCUUACAAAUUCAUUUGAAAAUUCACACCAGAGAUAGAUCUUAUCUUUGUGAAGUAUGUAAAAAAGAAUUUGCAGACCCUUCUGGUUUAAAAAUUCAUCUGAGAAUGCAUGCUGGAGAAGAACCUUAUGUUUGUGAUGUGUGUGGAAAAGGCUGCGCCCGAAAGGGUGAUUUAAAAAAACAUAUUAUGGCAACACAUUCUGGAGUUAAACCUUAUGUUUGUGAUGUGUGUGGAAAAGGCUUUGCCCAAAUGUUUGAAUUAAAAGCACAUAUAAGAACACAUACUGGAGAGAAACCUUAUGUUUGUGAUGUGUGUGAAAAAAGCUUUUCACAAACUUGUAAUUUAAAAAGACAUAUGGCAACACAUUCUGCAGUCAAACCUUAUGUUUGUGAUAUGUGUAAAAAGUCUUUUGCACAUAUUAAUUAUUUAAGAAAACAUAUACAUGUACACAAUGCUUAAAAACCUUGUUUGUGAUGUGUGUGAAAAAGCUUUGCAUGAAUAUUAGGUACUAUAAAAACACCCAUGGCAACACAUACAACAGAAAAACCUUAAGCUUAUGAAAUGUGUGUAAAGCACAUUUCACACAUUUUUUACUUGUGGUAGGACCUCUGGUGAGUCUGCACGGGCAGGUACUACCACCCUGCCUAUUUCUGUCGUGAAGCAGUAAUGCGUUUCAGUUUGAAGG
Messenger RNA from Bombyx mandarina (wild silkworm), 954 nucleotides. RefSeq lists its product as uncharacterized. NCBI's taxonomy places the organism in Eukaryota, Metazoa, Arthropoda, Insecta, Lepidoptera, Bombycidae. Gene Ontology annotation, biological process: regulation of transcription by RNA polymerase II. The record is from RefSeq and is a predicted model, not a curated record. Gene Ontology annotation, molecular function: RNA polymerase II cis-regulatory region sequence-specific DNA binding; DNA-binding transcription factor activity.